This is a messenger RNA of Caenorhabditis auriculariae, 8310 nucleotides long. Lineage: Eukaryota; Metazoa; Nematoda; Chromadorea; Rhabditida; Rhabditidae. The record is from the annotation of a GenBank genome assembly.
AUGGCCUGGCAUCUGCUCCUGGCCACCACCGUUUUCCUGUUAUCUUCGGUUCUUUUCUGGAAAUUGGCCGAAAAGGGCAAAACGACGUCUCCGGCUGGCGCUCCCACCUUCAUGUAGGUUUAAUUCAUUUGAAAAAUCUUGGUGGGUUUUUUAAAGGAGCAUGGAUGAGAUUUAUAAAGGUCUCGAGGCGAAAAGCCUUUCUAGAGUAAUUUUUGUUCAUUUUAAGCUUUUUCACUUCUGGGGUGUUUCUAUAAUCCUUUUUGAGAUGAUUAAUAAUAUUUCUUUUUAUGAAUAUAUUUAUCAUUCGCCAAAAAGCUCUGACCCGUCUGCGCUCUCUUGUCUCUCAACGGCGAGGUCAGAGAAACCUGAAAAUAACAAGUGAACACGAGAGAGUUGCCGAUAGAAAAGAGGUCGCAGAGGAAUAAGAAAUUCUGAACUUUUGGCGAACGACGUACAUUUAGGGAUUAAAUUUACAGAAAAAUGGAAAUUUUCAGUUUGAACAAGUUCAAAUUUUCAUUCCACCCGCCAAAAAAGUCCCAAAACAACAGAAAGAACAAAAAUUCGACAAAAUACCUUUUCAGCCGCGAUUUGAGCGAAUCGAGGCUGAAUCCAAGCUGUAAAUGGCCGAGUAUUCUUCCGUUUGAAAUGCGGAAACCAACAGAAUCAGUGUAAAUUUUGACUUUUUGUCAAAUUUUUGUUGAAAACCAAAUCCUGAUAUCUUUUCAAUUCAGAAGAAGCUUGUCUUGUGACACCCAAAUGCUCAACUGGACAAGUUUUACCGACGAAGGAGUUCUUUCCAUUUCUACUGAUAUCUACACAAUGCGCAACGUCGCUCAAAACGACAAUUUCGUGUUUUUAUUUGAAAUUCGAUUUUUGAAGUAGUGACUUCUUUGAAGAUGUUACUAUGCUGAGCUGAUACCUGAGAACGAGAUGGACGACAAAAAUAAUAAUAUUACGCUCGGACCGGAAAAAAGGGUGAGUUCAAAUGAUUUUUCGUGAAUAUUCUUGUUUUCCUGCUCAAGUUCGUUUAAAAAAGUGUUACAACUAUAAAAUUAGAUAAUCAAAAAUUCAAUGAAGUUCGAAUCGUAGGAAUACUUUUUUUGAUUUUUAAUUGUACGUCUUUUCAUAUUUUAACCGGAUCGAACAGUUUCCAUUUCAGAAAGAAAAAUUUCAAAAAUAAUAAAAAUGGAUAUUUUAACACUUCUUUUGGUAAAUGCGCUCCACGGACGAUUCGGCGAUCGAAAUUUUUUUGGUCGCGCGCUUUUUUGGCCACAAACACGCGCCGUCAGUGUAUUGCCGAGUUCAAAGCUAAUUUGACGCGUUUAUAGCAAAAAAGUUUUUCUGGUUCAAAACCACGAGCCAAAACGCAGAAGACUCCCACGACGUGAUUGGUUGGCUCCGCCCAGCUGCCAAGAAAAUAUUUUUAAAAUAAAUUCAUAUUGGCCAUUUGCCAAAAAGGCGGAGCCAACUAAUCACGUCGUGGGAACCUGCUGCGUUUCGGCUCGAGAGUCAAAUUAGCUUUGAACGCGGCAUAUGAGAACCUUGUUUUUUUGAUUAUCCAUUCUUCAAGUUUUUAUAUCUUUUUAAAUUCACUUUUUAAAAAAAUUUUAAAUUUAAAAAUAAAUAAUCCAUUUAGCAAAUGCUUAAAAAGCUUUCCCGUGUUAUAACGUAGCUUUUUUAGAACGGUAUUUGUACAUAUCGCCUCACGUAAAAUGACAAGAGAUUUGUCAUUGGGGCGCGCUUCUUCACACUCUUUUGUUCUACUGAAUUUUCGCAGUGCCUAUGCCGGCAUUCUGCAAAAAAAGUUGCAAACAUCUUGCAAAUCAGAGCUUUGCAUUUUGCACAGAAGUUCCUCGCGUUUUGCAUUUCUUUUUGGGCUUACUUUUGUAUAGUCUGUUCUUAUUUUGAAUGUCAAGCAGCUAACUCCACCCCCACGGCUACAAUAUCUUUCGCGUCAAUGUUUUAUCUACAGAUGACGAUGGCCCUUUAAUAGGCUGCAUUUUUGACUUCUUUCUCUAUCUUUUAGAUCAAAAAAGAUCAAAAUUAGCCCUCGCGCGAUAAAACAUCGACGCGAAAAGGUACCGUUUCAGCAGGGGCGGAGUUAGCUGGUUGCCAAUCAAAAUCUGAACAGACUAUACAGACGAAAGAAAUUCAAAAUGCGAAGUACAGCUGUGCAAAAUGCAAAGCACUGAUUUGCAGAAUGCAUGAAUUCAUGAAGCUUUUUUCCCAGAAUGCCUGUAUAGGCACUGCUCUUGGCCAAAUUUCAGUAGAGCAUCUUUUCGGACAUUGGUAACGCGAAAUGUUUCGAAGAGAUUUCUUUUAAAAUUGAUUCAAAAUAUCGGUCAGAGAGUGUGAAGCGAUUUCAGCCUUUGAGAAUUUACUGUUAUGUAUUUUUUCUUCAUUCCUCCUUUGCAAAGUAACACAGAACAAAAAACCCUCAGCUGCUUUUAAGAGCAUUGGGCUGGUACCUGGUAUUGUUUAGUAGCAGUAGAUCGAAUCCCGUCCGCCAUGGACUAUUUUGAAACUGUCGUUAUCACUUUCAUUAUAGAAGACGGCGUCAUCGCGGUUAACUGAAGAUAAAAUACUUUCGAAUGCGGAAAAAGAGGAUAUACAAAAGUUGAAUCAAAAAGAAUUGCUCGUAGAGUUAAAUUAUUUUUCCGCAGCCAAAGUGUCUGCGGCCUUGUAUCAUAAUCGAUUUUUUUUUAUCGCGAUAUAUAGUCUGUUCAGAUUUUAAAUUUCAAGCAGCUAACUUCAAAAAUAGUCCCGCGCGAUGAAAAAUCGACGCGAAAAGGUACCGUCUCAGCAGGGGCGGAGUUAGCUGGUUGACAUUCAAAAUCUGAACAGACUAUAGCGAUAAAAUUUUGGGGGUAUGAAAAAAAACACCAGCGAAAAUUCAAACGGCGACUUUUCCGAUUUUUUCAUAUUGCUAGAGAACUUUCCGACGGCUACCUUUCCGCUGAAUUUUUUUCCGACUUUUUUUCUCGAUAAACUCUUCGUUUUCAAUCUUCCUUUAAAAAGUAGGCAAGUUAUUCAUGAUUAAAACACAAAGAAAUUGGAAAAAAAUGUUGAUAGAUGUUUGAUAAAACGAAAAAUAUUUGGGAAAAAAAUUCGGAAAGGGAUUUGGCCGUCGGAAAGUUCCCUAGCGAUACGAAAAAAAUCGGAAAAAGUCGCCUUUUGAAAUUUCGUUGGCUUUUUCACACCAUCAAAAUUUUUGAGCACGCUCAGCCUUCUUUUUGACAUUGUACAAUUUUUGAAAUUAAAACCUUAAAAACUCACAUUAAUCGUUCCAGUAGGAGUCGAUUGAUUAUUGUUCCCAAUUUUUGAUAGUAUGCUCGAACGUUCUUUCUAGAAAAAAAUAAUUUAAAAAAAGAAUUUUUUUCAAAUAUCAAACUGCACUAUUUGAAGUUGUCGUUGACCUCCAUUGACUGAUCCGACCAAGUUAGUUGUAAGCUUCCUGCAAUAAGUUCAAGAUUGAAAAAAAAAACAAGUCGUUUACAUCAUUAGAAUCAGAAUUUUUUGACUGAUUAGCUAUGUAAAGUCUCAAGUAAGUUAGGAAAGCUUUAUCGAGUCAGAAAAACUAACUAGGCGGUGCGCUAGAGCUCCGCUCUGCCUUUUCAUAACUAAUCCUAGACGCCGAAGGCCGUGACGGCAUUUUCCGCGGGGGUCCCAUCAUCGCUUUGUCAGUAUCGCGCUGCCAACAGUUUCUGCUUCGGCCACAGGAAUGGGCUUCAGCGUGACUUUGCGUAUCCAGUUUGCAAGCAAAAAGGAUCGGCACUCCGGGAGUCCCGCGGGCCUAAUCUACUAGCGCUUAUAGCUCAGAAACUAUUUUGGCAGUUAGAACUUUAUGGAAAACUUAUCUUGACGUUGAAGAAACGAGACGAAGUCGUGAGGAAAGCAGAAAUGAUAUUUGAACCCAGGUCACAAAAAGAAAUGACGUGUUGUCACGUGGCUUUUGUACGUGUUUAUUUUUUCGAUAUCCCACGGGUUCACGUUUUUUUGCAGAGAAUUAAAUCUUUUUUCUGAAAAAAGUGGGUCAUAUGAUGAAAGUUGUCAUCUAGUCUCUUUGACUUAUUUUAAAACCGGUUUCGUGUAACUUAGAGUCAAAUUGAAUUUGCUAAUGCAGUUUGAAGUUUUUUUAUUAUAUAAAUGGUCUUAAUUACAUUAUUUUUUUGUAGUUUUUUUACGUUUAUUUCAACUUGAUUAAAUAUUCCGCCGUACAAGGUUUUUCUUUCUGCUUUUUUAUUUAUCAAUUGUUUAUCUGAUACAUGAAUGAUAAAUCUCUUGUCAAUUUACCUGAGGCCUGCUGUAAAAAAAUACCGGAGGCUAUUUUUUUAUAAUCACUUGAAGACUUUUGGACUCCGUUCCAUAUUUUUCGCUGUUUUUUUUCUUUAUUUGACAAAUAACUACGAAUGUUUUCAAGAUCGAGCCCUUGGCCCCGGUCGAAAUCCCUUUCGUGUCUUUCGCCGUACUAUGUCGCGAUCCAUCAGAAACGGUGAAUCAUCUCAAGACUUUUGUCAAUUUUCCGUCUCUUCCAUUUCAAGAGAGGGGAAAUGAGUUGGCCGCGGCUGAUCCGGUAUGAUUUUUCGGGGUCAAUAUGUCUAUGAACAAGAAAGUUGCAGUUACGACCAUCUUUAGCCAUUCUGGCGCUGGGCCAGGUUACUUAUAACCAAUUUCUUUGGAGACUUCCACGGCUGCAAAAACUACGAAGAGAUUUGGGUUUUGUUGACUUCCAGUUUUUUAAUCAGGUGGGGUUUUGGCUUGAAAAUUCGUUAUAUAAAAACACGAUUUUCGCUAUAGUCUGUUCUGGUCAGAUUUUGACUGUCAACUACAAUGUCGUCAUUCGAAAACGCUCUGUAGACGGCUCGGUUUCUGAUUGGUUCUUGACGUUUUUAGGGGCGGACCUUCAGCCACGAAUUGAUAUUCAAAAUUUGAACAGACUAUAGAAGGCACUAUUGGUUUGAUAUUGAACUGAUAAUUUUUCAUUUUCGUUUUUAAGUUGAGGAGAAGAGGUCUUAUUGAGGAAGAAAAACAAAUGAAGCGUAUUUUAUGAAAUUUUGUUCAGAUCAGCGGCGAUCCAAAUGAGAAUUUUUUGACGUCCUUGAAAGGUGUUGGAGAUGAUCAAAGCAGUAUUUGGACGAAUAUGCGAGGUUUUUUUUUUCUGUUUUCAAGAUUUUGAAUAUUUUCUGAAGUCCAUGUGUCUAAAGAAAAAAAAAAUUUAGAAUCGAAUCAAUUUUGAAAACAAUUUGAAAAGAUAAUUUUAUUUUAUUGUAUUUUAUUGUAUUUUUCUAGAGGCCUUUUAUUUGAAGAAAAAAAAAUUGAGGAUUGAUUCGAUUUCGAAAACUAUUUGAAAAGAUAAUUUUAUUGUAUUUUUGAAUGCACGGCCUAAUUCUAUAACGUAACACUGAAAAACUACCUUUUUUUCCAAUUUUCUACAAAAAAACCCGACGAGAUUGAGUGAAAUUUUUCGAAAAAAAUUUCAAAAAAAUCACGUUAUUCAAAAAUUAAAAAAAGUUUUUAAAUGUCCUAAAAUAACACAGAAGUAGCUUUUCGCCUUUAGACCUUCUUGAAAUGUGGCUAUGCACCUUUAAUAGCUUCAGCAAGUGGCUAUGCUCCUUUAAAAGUUCUAGCUUUUUUCAAAGAGGAUUUCAGACCGAGGCUGUGUGACCUUCCUAAACGAUGAUCAACAGUUGAAAUCGCCUUUCGGCUCUUCUUCAGCCAGAAAUCCCGAGUUCGACUACCAUCCUCGAGCCUACCAUCUCUACAAUCAGCAGAACCUCGUCCAGCCCAAAGGAAACGGUCAUUGUAUGAUGGACGGCAGGGUAAGGUGGCCAGACGCGUCGCGGCUCACUCGCGGUUUUCAGCUUAACGUCGAGGACUAUUUCCGGGUGUGGCGUCACUUUCUCGUCAGACAUCAGAAGAAGUGCCAUUUCUCGAUCACUUAUCUGUCUGACGUCUCCGGCCACGAAGACGAGACAUUGGGUCUUGCUGAUGACGUCAUUGUGUAUGUUAUCACUUUCUAGUAUGGAGAAAAACAUUUUUCUUUCGAAUUACUGAUUUAUUGAAGUUUCUUUGCGAUCCUACUCUCUAUUUACUUUUUAUUCUUCGAAUUUUGAACAAUAUUCAGCUGAUGACGUCAAUUUUAAUUUUAUGACGUCAUUUUUAACGAAAAAAAUUUUUUUAUAGUUAAAAAGUUAUAUAAUUCAAUAUUUCGUCUCCCUAUUUUUUUAAAUUCCAAAUUCAUUUUCGAAGGAUCUCUCCAUGGCGAUAAGACAUUUUGUGACAUCAUUUUAAGCAUUAUGACGUCACUCUUUCAUGCGAAUGAUUGAAAAAAAACGGCAUUUUUUUUAAACUCGAAAUCAACUUUCUGAAAAUCAGUCUGACGUCUGCCUUCAAUAUUAAGAGGACGUUGACCUUCCUAUGACGUCAUUUUCUAUUGGAUGACGUCAUUAUGUAAGACAUCCCAAUAAGGAUUCGAAAACACAUAGCUGCUCUAUAAAAUAAUUGAAGAAAGUCCAAAGGAUGUCAAAAAAAUCGCGAAAAAAUGAAGAUUUUCCGAUUUCGAACUUACCGGAAUAAGUUAAGAUGUCCUGAAAGUGCAAAAAAAAUUUAGGUCGUUUUUGAAUGAUUUGAACUCGCGUGGAAUUUUAAACAGCACCGCUGUCGUUAUUUUGUCCGAUGGGAAAUCUGGGUGGGUCUGGAAUUUUUUUGACUAUAGAGAAUCUUUCGGUUUCAGGGAAGACUUGGAAAAUAAUCAAGGAGUUUUCAUGGUUCGAAUGCCGGAUUCUUACAAAGAUUCGUUUUCGGAAAAGAUUUCCACCCUUGAUUGGAAUAGUAAGAGGUAAAAAAAAAAGAAAUUUUCCGUUUUUUUAGUAACUCAUUUUUUAGAAAGUGAUCAAGUCGAAAUCACAGCAAAUUUGUCAAAAAAAUUUUUGAAAAUCGGUAAUUUGUUUUUAAAAAAAGGGUCCUGAGACGAUGUGAGCAUUAGAUUGGCGAUAGAGGGGAAAAUUCGAAAUUUUACAGUAUCCUAGAAUUUUUUUUGAACUCCAUAUAUGAAGUUAUCAGUGAACAGACGAUUUGAAGAGUUUAGACUGAAUUUAAAAUUUCAAUCGUUUUGCUGAAAAAAUGCUCGACUUACUUGAUAUUUCUUUGAAAAUUUUUCCGCCUUGCUAGAUCUAAGAUUUCUUCUCAACCAAUAAUAUUUUAGACUGAUUUCCAAUCUUGACGUAUUCGAAACGCUUCGCGAUAUCUCCCUACCAGAAAAAGGUUCAGCAAAAAUUUUCUCGAAAGAUUUGAAUUUUUGAUCAUUUUUAGGAAGUUCAAACUCUUUAUUGUCAAAGAAAUUGUCAAAAGAGCGAACUUGCCAAGAUGCUGGUAUAGAUCUGAAUCAGUGCUUGUGCAGAACGAAUGUUUAUCUUGAAUCUACCAGAAGGUUUUCGAAAAAAAUAUAUUCUUUUUUAAAAAUCUGCUUCAGAGAAGUGGUGAAACAAGCCGUUGAGGAAGUCAUAAAAAGCGAAUUUUCUCCUUUAAAAUGCAUCCGACGAGUUGAUUUUCCGGAUAGUCCGGCUUAUUGGAAUGUUUCGAUUCCUGGGGUCAGCAUGAAGUGAGUUAAAUCAGUUUUGCGCGUGAAAAUUGGAGAAAACGUGUAUUGAGUGCAGACACCUCGGCGUAUAAUUGCAUGAUUUAGAAUCAAUUUUUUUAGGAGUCCUUACAAAAGCCUUGUUUUUAUCGAAUUAACAGCAACUGUCGAGGCAAUACCACGCCAAAUGGUUGGAAGAGUUCCGAGAGAACCGGUGAGUUGGAAAAAUAUUGGCCGCACUUGGAAUGGCUGAGAAAUUUUUUGCUGAUUUUUUUUUUGCGCAACGGAGAGCUCUUAUGUCGUGUGGAACUUUAUAUGGAAUUUUUCGAUCUUCUUAUUUUUCUGUUGUUAAUUUCUACAGAGAGUUUGAAAAAAAGGCUCUAAUUAAUAAUGUGUUUAUUUUUCAAAUGAAACUUCACAACGGAAACAAGCCCUGGAAAAAUUCCAGAGAUUUGAACGCAAGAAAAAAUUACGUCUAUUCUACGUGCGGCCACAGCUCUCAAAUCAAGAAAAAUAACGUGAACCUUGAAUUUUUCCAGCUUUUUAUCGAUUUUUCGGCUGAUAUCCGUUUCGAUUCCACUUCUAUCGAGGCGGUCCUCGUAGGAAUCAAAGCGAUUUCUCGAGAGUUUUCGUCUUUCGACAGGUUUUUUAAAACAUUUUUUCCAGAGUCUUCAUUUAUUUGUUUUUCCAGAAUAUGCGAAGAACUGUCCGAAACGGAAACAAAGGACAAGUGA